AUGAAGUUCUUCGCCGUUGCCGCCGCCCUCUUUGCCGGUGCCGCCCUCGCCGCUCCCACCGUUGAGGAGCGCCAGACCCCCUACGUCCCCUGCUCCGGCCUUUACGGCACCGCCCAGUGCUGCGCGACCGACGUCCUCGGUGUUGCGGACCUUGAUUGCGGCAACCCUUCUAAGACGGCCACCAGCGCCGACGACUUCAGCGCCGUGUGCUCCGCCAUCGGCCAGCGUGCCCGCUGCUGUGUCCUGCCUAUCCUGGAGCAGGGCAUUCUGUGCAACACCCCCGCCGGUGUCGUCGACUAA
This is a messenger RNA of Thyridium curvatum, 300 nucleotides long. RefSeq lists its product as uncharacterized. The transcript is spliced from 2 exons. NCBI's taxonomy places the organism in Eukaryota, Fungi, Ascomycota, Sordariomycetes, Thyridiales, Thyridiaceae. Gene Ontology annotation, cellular component: extracellular region. The record is from RefSeq and is a predicted model, not a curated record. The coding region runs from base 1 to 300 and encodes 99 amino acids.